AGCCCGCGGGCCGGGGCUGGCGGCGUCCUCGUGGUUCUGUGUGGUUGUGGUUCUUCCGUCGUCGUCCAUGGGUCUCCAUGGUGACGGCAGGGCCCGGACCCGGGGAUCGGCAGCCCGAGUGGGGCCGCGGGGUUCCGGGGGCCUCCGCGGCGGCGUGGCCGUGUUCGCCGCCGUGGCCGCCGUGUUCACGCUCACGCUGCCCCCCUCGGUGCCGGGGGGAGACUCGGGGGAACUGAUCACAGCCGCACAUGAGCUUGGAGUUGCCCAUCCUCCUGGCUAUCCGUUGUUCACCUUGGUGGCUAAACUGGCGAUGAUACUGUUUCCUUUUGGUUCUAUUGCCUACCGAGUCAACCUUCUCUGUGGCUUAUUUGGAGCAGUAGCUGCAUCGUUACUGUUUUUCACCGUUUUCAGGCUUUCUGGCUCGUAUGCUGGAGGAAUCCUUGCUGCGGGGGUGUUUUCAUUUUCUCGUCUAACAUGGCAGUGGUCCAUUGCAGCAGAGGUUUUCAGCUUAAACAAUCUGUUUGUGGGGCUGCUUAUGGCUCUUACUGUACACUUUGAGGAGGCAGCAACCGCAAAGGAGAGAUCAAAGAUAGCAAAAAUUGGUGCUUUCUGUUGUGGCCUUAGUUUAUGUAACCAACACACAAUACUGCUGUAUGUUUUGUGUAUAAUACCUUGGAUCCUCUCUCAACUUCUAAAGGAAAAGGAACUGUCUCCGAGCUGUUUGCUGACAUUGACUCUGUCCUUCUCUGCUGGUUUGCUACCUUACGUGUACCUCCCUAUCUCAUCCUACAUCAAUCACGCCCGCUGGACCUGGGGGGACCAGACGACACUGCGAGGAUUUCUGACACAUUUUCUCAGGGAAGAAUAUGGAACAUUCAGCCUGAACGAAGCAGCAGGAUACAUGCAAGAACAUUCUCAAGUAACCAGUAUGAAGACAGAGCUCUCAUUCAAUAUCCAAGCCCUUGCAGUCUGGGCUAAUAUAUGUUCUGUAAAAAAGGACAGACAGAAUCCAUCACUAGUUCGGCUUUUUACUGCAAUGUUUUGCAUUUAUUCAUUAUUCUUUGCAUGGAGGGCAAAUCUAGAUAUUUCAAAACCACUUUUCAUGGGUGUGGUGGAGCGAUUCUGGAUGCAAAGCAAUGCUGUGGUGGCCGUCCUUGCUGGCAUUGGUUUGUCUGCACUUGUGUCUGAGACUAAUCGAGUGCUGAACAGCAGUGGGCUGCAGCAUCUGGAGUGGCUUUCAGCAACUCUGUUUGUAGUUUACCAACUAUAUUCUAAUUACAGUAUUUGUGACCAAAGAACCAACAAUGUGAUUGAUAAAUUUGCAAAGAACCUUCUAGACUCGAUGCCUCAUGAUGCAAUCAUCUUACUCAGAGGAGAUUUACCUGGAAAUUCUCUUCGUUACAUGCAUUACUGUGAGGGGCUGAGACCUGAUAUUUCAUUAGUAGACCAAGAAAUGAUGACUUAUGAGUGGUAUUUACCCAAGAUGGCAAGGCAUUUACCAGGAGUCCACUUUCCUGGAGACCGGUGGAAUCCUGUGGAAGGAGUAUUACCCAGUGGAAUGGUCACAUUUAAUCUUCAUCACUUUCUUGAAAUAAAUAAACAAAAAGAAACAUUUGCUUGCAUUGGAAUCCAUGAAGGUGACCCAACCUGGAGAAAGAACUAUUCACUUUGGCCUUGGGGCUCUUGUGACAAAUUAGUUCCUUCAGAGAUUGUAUUCAACCCUGAGAAAUGGAUUACACUAACAAGAAACCUUUAUAAUUGGACUGAAGAAUAUGGAAGGUUUGAUCCAUCUUCUUGGGAAGCUGUGGCCAAUGAAGAAAUGUGGCAAGCCAGGAUGAAAACCCCAUUCUUCAUCUUUAGCCUGGCAGAAACCGCAGAUAUGCCGUCCAGUGUGAAAGGUCGACUCUACACUCAUGCAUAUAACUUGUAUAAGGAGAUUGUCAAUUUACAAAAGGAGCACCCAGUGAAUUGGCACAAGAACUAUGCCAUCGCCUGUGAGCGGAUGCUGCGUCUUCAGGAGAGAGACACAGACCUGGAAGUCCUGUUGUCUGAAACCAUCAAACAUUUUCGUCUCUAUACUCAAAAAGCACAAAAUGAUCCCCAGCUAGCUGAUAUUUCAGUUGCUCUCAAUCACCUAAGAAAAGAACUGCAAAGUCUGAGAAAUAGGAAAAAGGCCUAACCCAGCAAGAAGUGAAAAACUGCUUGUCAUUUCGCUUCCAAAAUUCUGAAGUCCAAAAGUUUUUCCUCCAAGCAAAAACAAAAACAAAACAAAACGAAAAGCUAGCAGUACUGUAUCAGGAUGCUCCACCUGAGAUGUACUAUGUAUGCAAAUUCUGUUUAUUCUGUGUUCCCAAAUUAGCAUUUCCAGAGGCUUUCAGAAACAUCCUUCCACACUCACUCACCAAAUGACUAGGUCUGAUACUAGGUUCUACAUGACUAGUUUUCUUAUACUGAAACUAUUAAUCAUAAGUCUUUUAAGGGCUGUGCUUAUUAGGAUCAGUUUUAAAAGUUAAAUUCUUAAAAUCUUCAUACCAACUCCAAGACGCUUUCUAUUUCUUGCAAGUGAAAUGGUUUUUUAAAAGAAGGAACCUUGACAUGCUUCAUUUUAGGGUUUCUUUUUUAAGUAAUGGCUUGUUCCACCAUCUCAUACUUCAUACUACUUACCUUUCCCAGUAGGUGUUAUUCUGAAAAAAGUUUGAAUCGUAUUGUACCCGAUAGCUUUCCUACAAUCACCAAAAAGAAAAGCUAAUUUAAUGUUUGCUUAUUUCAGUUACAGAAAUGAAUGGCAAAUAAAAAGUAUUUUCUAUUUACUCAAUUUAUUUCAUAUUUAUAUAUUACUUCUUUUAGACUCACAGAUCUAGGCCCAAUAAUUAGUAGGCUCCUGCUGCCCAAAUGCAAAAAAUAAAAGGGGGGGGAGUGUGAUUAUUGGGGGAUGGGGAAGUUGUUCAAUAAAUUCAUUUCUGUUACAAGCAUCUUUUAUACACAUUACUAAAGAGAACAGAGUAAGAAAUGCAAAUAAUGGUUCUUUAUUUUAUUAUGACAGUUAAUUAAUAGCAACCUGUUUUAAUGAAUAAAGUCACUCAGAGUCCUUCAGCACUUCCUAAGUAGAGGCCAGAAUCCGUAGGGAUUCUUUUCCCCCCAAUUGUAUAGCUCCUAGACUCCAAGCACCAUAUAGGCCCCUGUAUAGAAAUGCUCACUAAUGAAGAGGGAGGGCCAGAAGCUUGUCUGCAUUCAAAGAUCACUGGUGAGUCAUUCAGCAAGAAAAGGCCCCUUACCAGGAAUAGUCACAGUUCCGUGGCAUUGUACUAGCAAAAGGGUCUGAUCAAAGGUCUCCUGUGGCGCUUGCAUGGUUCCCUUUCAUACUACGACCAUAAUUAAAACCACUAAUUCUCUUUUAAAAUGCUGCAGGAUGCCAUGUAGGCAUCUGUCUGGAGUGUCCUUUGUGAUGUCAUAAGCUGUUAAGGACCGGUGCCGAGGGCUUUUGAGCGAAAUGCCAGUCAUGAAGGUGCUUCAAGACAAGGGUGCCUCUAAAAGCUUGACAGGGCCUUGACUGCACAAUUCGAGCUGAAUUUGCCCCUUGUCAGCUGCCAGUAAAUAAAUCUCAAAGGGGGAAAAGCUGAAGUUUCAUUACCUGAUCCAUGGGGCUUUGUUGGUUUUGGCAUCACACAGGGGAAGCUCUUGCCCCGCCAUUCUCUGGAUUUGAAGAUGUCCAUUGGAGCCUGCAGUGCCUGGACAGGGUUCAGAGCGGAACCUUUUGAAGAGUGUCAAUAGUUGUAACAGUUCAGCUGUUAGGAAGACAAAUAAAUGGAGGAGCUCAUUAAUCCGCUUUUGGCUCUCAGUGCCUUUUGCCCUUUUAUCACAGCCUUAUUAGGCUCCUACUCAUCUUGAACCAGAAAAAAAUGAAUUGAAGUUGUUGAGGACUAAUUGGCAAAGACUUUUAAUCAUGGGCCAAGAACUUUCACUGACUUGAAAGUAACUUCUCCACAGGGAAGAGCUAGAAACCUGGUUUACCUUAAAACCAAAAUGUGUUGGAGUUCAGUGUGGUGUAAAAUUUAAGAAAGCGUUGAUAAAUUGUCUUAAGUGUAUCUAUUUGAAAGAAAUUAUGCAAGAUUAUGAUUUUUUGUACUUGUCUGGGAAAAAUAAUAAAAUACAAAGAUUCCUUUAAAAAUGCAUUGUCUUUAUUGGUUC
Molecule: messenger RNA, 4188 nt
Organism: Dipodomys ordii (Ord's kangaroo rat)
Lineage: Eukaryota; Metazoa; Chordata; Mammalia; Rodentia; Heteromyidae
Gene: Tmem260
Product: transmembrane protein 260
Exons: 16
Coding region: 68-2179 (703 amino acids)
Source: RefSeq, a predicted model, not a curated record